UUUACAAACCGAAGGCCAAACAACAACAAAAACACCUGUCGUUGAUCAACCAAUCAAAACGCUAGCUGUCGUAUGUCAUCACCAAUCAACUUUACUUGUAAGGUUUGAGAGGCUAGGAGCUAUUUCCUUCCUCAAAACUUACUCUAUGCUCAAAAGUUCUAUGCUAUGUAAAGGUUGCAUUCUCCCCGUAACACGAUAGAUCAGUAAAGAUUAUUUGAUCUAGUGAUUUGGCCUUCACCCAUUUGCCCAUUAUAUUGGCCAUGGAAAGAUAUGUGCAUUACGUGUAUUUUCCUGGGCGGGGCUAAAAGGAAAAGCAACCAAUCACAUACCGUGUGGACUCCAACGUGUCAGCAUGACCAUGCUAAUAAAACUUCACAUAAAACGGCCGCACGCCAGAAAUUUAGCCAAACUUUUCCAGCAGAUUCAACGCCGACGUUUACGACGGACAACUGCUUCCAAGAUGUCUCCGAGCCGAACUUUGCAAGUUGUUUUUGUGAUUGCAACUUUUUGCGCAGCCGUCAUGCAAUCUGACGCUCAAGGAUAUCAUCCAAGCUUCUGCUGCGCAAACUGGGAUUCCUACACCCCACAACAGUUCUUUGACAUGGCCUAUGGUACCUCUCGCAUUGGCCAGAAUGGUCGCAAGUGCAGGAUUUCUCGAGGCGGGCCCACUACGGCCUGCAAUCACUACGUCAAAUACAACACAGACGGCUCCAAUACCUGGCUGGGACUGAGUUUCCAAGGAGUGCCCGGAGCGGGGUCCGGGUGCUGUUCGUCCGUAUCGAGCUGUUCCACGGAAGUUGGAGCUGGGGCAUGGUUGAAGUCUCAACACAAGGAGAUUUGCUGUGGACCACAAGCAAGCCAAGACGGAUAUGAUCCAAAUUUCCGCUGCUCAAACUGGGACUCUUACACACCACAACAGUUCUAUAGCAUGGCUUCUGGUGGCUCCCUCAUUGGCGAGAAUGGCCGCAAGUGCAGGAUCGCUCAAGGCGGGCCCACUACGGCCUGCAAUUACUACGUCAAAUACAACACAGACGGCUCCAAUAACUGGCUUGGACUGAGUUUCCAAGGAGUGCCCGGAGCGGGGACCGGGUGCUGCUCGUCUGUGUCGAGCUGUUCCACGGCAGCUGGAGCUGGGGCAUGGUUGAAGUUGAAACACAAGAAACUUUGCUGUGAACCCACUCGUCGUCGUCCUGGAUGGACUAUCACCAACGGGUUACCAACGCUGGAGCAUGGUGGCAUUCCAUAGACAAUAAAUACCGAUUUUGCGGGUUAACCAAACCAUCGUAACCUGAACAUCUGACGUCAAACUUUGAGUCUCUUGAAUUACGCCAGAGAUCUGCAUUUAGCCAAUGUUUAUCCUCGACCAUAAUCACCUUUCACCUACAUUCAUUAAACACACACACAACUGCAUGCUGCAGCAUGCAGAUGACCGACAGUGCAGCUGCUCGGACCAAUCAAAACACAGAAAUGACAAGCUGACGUCACUGCACGGUUACCCAAUGAAAUCACUACAUGUAUAUCCAAUGAAAUCACUGGUUCUGUAAAACCAAUAAUAAUGUGACUGAAGACAGGGUACCA
Molecule: messenger RNA, 1578 nt
Organism: Asterias rubens (European starfish)
Lineage: Eukaryota; Metazoa; Echinodermata; Asteroidea; Forcipulatida; Asteriidae
Exons: 5
Coding region: 353-1246 (297 amino acids)
Source: RefSeq, a predicted model, not a curated record